UUCAUAUUAAAUAUACAGCUCUGCAUCAUCGGUACACACUGAAACAGCUCGUGUGCUGGUGUGUGGCGGUAUAACACGGUGAACGCAACCCACUUUGACUAAUCUAUUCGUCCAUCUUUGGAUGUAUUUUUAAAUGUGGUGUCUCUGACGUCGACUAUAACCAGAGACUGAAAUCUCCCAUCGGAGCACAGACGCUGUUACAGCACACGGGACCGCUGGUGAGUGACACUGGCCCCGAUGGCCAAGAACACGCUGUCUUCGCGCUUCAGAAAGGUGGACAUUGAUGAAUUCGACGAGAAUAAAUUCGUGGACGAUCACGAUGAGGCUGCAGACCAGCAAGGACCUGAUGCGGCGGAAGUCGACAACCUUAUCAGGCAAGGGGACAUGAUGGCAGCCCUUCAUAUUGCUCUUAGGAACCCUCCAAUCAACAGCAAGAACCCGGCAAUAAAGGAAAGAGCUCAGACUGUGGUAUUGAAAGUUCUGACAUCAUUUAGGGGCAGCGAUAUAGAGCCCGCUGUUAAAUCUCUCGACAAGAAUGGAGUCGAUCUUCUUAUGAAGUACAUCUACAAAGGCUUUGAGAGGCCUGUAGAAAAUAGCAGUGCCAUAUUGCUGCAGUGGCAUGAAAAGGCAUUUGCCAUUGGAGGACUAGGCUCUAUUGUUCGAGUUCUGACAGCCAGGAAGACUGUAUGACUACCUGAGCAGACCUGGAAACAAUGUCGCUAAGAGACGCAGAGGACAUGAGGCAGGUUUGCCUGUUACUUAAAGGAAAGAACAAGAGACCAUCGUUUUGAAUG
Messenger RNA from Rhinichthys klamathensis goyatoka, 794 nucleotides. RefSeq names its product actin related protein 2/3 complex, subunit 5-like, b (gene arpc5lb). Gene Ontology annotation, molecular function: actin filament binding. Gene Ontology annotation, cellular component: actin cytoskeleton; Arp2/3 protein complex; cytoplasm. Lineage: Eukaryota; Metazoa; Chordata; Actinopteri; Cypriniformes; Leuciscidae. The coding region runs from base 238 to 690 and encodes 150 amino acids. The record is from RefSeq and is a predicted model, not a curated record. Gene Ontology annotation, biological process: regulation of actin filament polymerization; cell migration; Arp2/3 complex-mediated actin nucleation. The transcript is spliced from 4 exons.